Marmota flaviventris (yellow-bellied marmot) is the source of this 1978-nucleotide messenger RNA. RefSeq names its product gamma-aminobutyric acid type A receptor subunit theta (gene Gabrq). Lineage: Eukaryota; Metazoa; Chordata; Mammalia; Rodentia; Sciuridae. The record is from RefSeq and is a predicted model, not a curated record. Gene Ontology annotation, cellular component: membrane. Gene Ontology annotation, biological process: monoatomic ion transmembrane transport. Gene Ontology annotation, molecular function: extracellular ligand-gated monoatomic ion channel activity; GABA-A receptor activity.
AGCGCUGCAGCCAUGGGCAUCCGAGGCAUGCUGCGAGCCGCCGCGCUCCUGCUGCUCAUCAGAACCUGGCUCGCAGAGAGCUAUGACCCCAGUCCCACCCCAAAAUUCCAUUUCGAGUUCUCCUCCACCAUGCCCGAAGUCGUCCUGGACCUCUUCAACUGCAAAAAUUGUGCAAAUGAAGCUAUGGUUCAUAAGAUUUUGGACAGGGUGCUGUCGAAUUAUGAUGUCCGAUUGAGACCAAAUUUUGGAGGUGCCCCUGUGCCUGUGAAAAUAUCUAUCUAUGUCUCCAGCAUUGAACAGAUCUCAGAAACAAAUAUGGACUACACAAUCACAAUGAUUUUUCAUCAGACCUGGAAGGAUUCUCGCUUAGCAUACUAUGAGACCAACCUGAAUUUGACUCUGGACUAUCAGAUGCAUGAAAAGUUGUGGGUCCCUGACUGCUACUUUGUGAAUAGCAAGGAUGCUUUUGUACAUGAUGUAACUGUAGAAAAUCGUGUAUUUCAGCUUCACCCUGAUGGAACAGUGCAGUAUGGCAUCAGACUCACCACCACAGCAGCCUGUUCCCUGGAUCUGCACAAAUACCCUCUAGACAAGCAGGCCUGCAAGCUGGAGGUGGAGAGCUAUGGCUACACGGUUGAAGAUGUUGUCUUAUCCUGGGAAGACAAUGAGAAUGCCAUCCACAUGACUGAGGAGCUGCAUAUCCCUCAGUUUUCUUUCUUGGGAAGGACGAUUACUAGCAAGGAGGUGUACUUCUACACAGGUUCCUACAUGCGCCUGAUACUAAAGUUCCAGGUUCAGAGGGAAUUCAGCAGCUAUCUUGUACAGGUUUAUUGGCCCACUGUCCUCACCACCAUCCUCUCUUGGAUAUCAUUUUGGAUGAACUAUGAUUCCUCUGCAGCCAGGGUGACAAUUGGCCUGACUUCAAUUCUUGUCCUGACCACCAUCGACUCACAUAUGCGGGAUAGACUCCCCCACAUUUCCUAUAUCAAGGCCAUUGACAUCUACAUCCUUGUGUGCUUGUUCUUCGUGUUCCUGUCCUUGAUGGAGUAUGUCUACAUCAACUACCUUUUCUUCAGCCAAGGACCUCGGCGCCACCGUAGGCGAUACAGGAGACCCAGAAGAGUCCUAGCCCGCUACCACUACCAGGAAGUAGUGGUGGGAAAUGUGCAGGAUGGCCUGAUUAACGUGGAAGACGGAUUCGGCUCUCUUCCCACCAGCCCAGCACAGGCCCCCCUGGCGAGCCCGGAAAGCCUCGGCUCUUUGGCGUCCACCUCAGAGCGGGCCCAGCUGGCCAUCCCGGAAAGCCUCAGUCCACUGUCUUCCCUCUCAGGCCGAGCCCAGUUGGCCACUGGAGAAAGCCUGAGUGAUCUCCCCUCCACCUCCCAGCAGGCCCUUCAUGGCUAUGGUGUCCAUUUUAAUGGUUUCCGCAGUGAUGAUACUAUUACUCCUACUGAAAUCCGAAACCGUGCUGAGGCCCUUGACCAUGCUAAGACCUAUGACGAUGAAGACUCCGAAGAUGACCUGAGUUUGGAUGAGAACCAUGGCCAUGGCCCCAGCAGGAAACGCAUGAUGUACCGUGGCCAGAGCUGUGUGCUAGAAGGAGGCUGGGACCUUGAUGAGAUCCAGAGCUUCCAUGAUGACAUCAAUGUUGAGAGCCGAAGCCUUGACCUGGAAGACCAACGCAGGAGUGAUACUCACAGUAUCUGGAGCCUUGAUGAUGAGGAGCUCAUGGCCGGUGACCAAGAGAAUGAUAGUAGCUCAGAGUCUGAGGAUAGUUGCCCACCAAGCCCUGGGUGCUCUUUCAAUGAAGGGUUCUCUUUCUACGUCUUUAGCCCUAGCCGUGUCCCCAAGAUUGACAAGUGGUCCCGAUUCCUCUUCCCUCUUUCCUUUGGCCUGUUCAACGUAGUUUACUGGCUGUACCAUAUCUACUAGUUCCCAGGGCCCCGAGCAGCAGAGCCACUAUGCUGUGCUCCCUUCA